This is a messenger RNA of Mytilinidion resinicola, 1917 nucleotides long. RefSeq lists its product as uncharacterized. Bases 445 to 1764 code for a protein of 439 amino acids. The transcript is spliced from 3 exons. The record is from RefSeq and is a predicted model, not a curated record. Lineage: Eukaryota; Fungi; Ascomycota; Dothideomycetes; Mytilinidiales; Mytilinidiaceae.
GCCGCAAAAGGUUGGCAGAAACGAGCUGACUUCAGCGGGAGCCACCUACUUCUCUUCUUCAGCCAACAACACCACCGCGUACGCACCUCCUCGCAGCAUCCAGGCGAGCUUCAGAGACCGUACCGCUACCGCAGAACCAUCGUUUCGAAGCUGUGAUUUGGAGCUACACGCCCGAGACGCCCAGUAUCACGACUGCAACGCCGGAGAAGCUGCCGCUGCCUGCAAAUUGGCCUUUUCUUUUCACCUUGCUGGGACACGACACACAGCAUCAGUCCGUCCUCGAUGACCGUUUGACAUUGUCAAAAGUAGAAGCAGGUGCUGUGAUCUGAAGUUGAUUCUAUGCCAGUCACUCCCGAAUUCCGCGCUCCUCUCUUGUCCUUUUCCAGAUCUUACCGUUCAACAUCUCCGACCUCACUCACUCAUAACACCUUCCAAAACGCAGCCAUGGAGGCCCCAAUAUCCGACUCAAUUCCCUACGAGUUCAGCAUCUCCGACCCUAGCCCUGCGCCUGUGCUCGAAAGUGAACUUUAUGAGAACUUAAAGAAGAUAAUGCGACACUACCGCAAGCACGGAGCAUUGCCGAAAGGAGACAAACUCGGACACCUCAACGACCCAGAAAUACUACAAAUCAUGCACAAAUACGUCCUCGAAAACCUACACUUCCACUACAUUCAACAGUUCGGGCCUGAGUGUCUCCUAAUCGACAGGCGAGAGCACGGCUUGUCCGCUGUAUGGAAGGAUUGGCAGUUGAAGGAACGCGAGUGUCUAGUCGUCACUGCUCCCUGGGUAGACAUUGAACUCAACGGCCACGUUAUCGUCGAAAAGGUCUCACAAAGCAUGAUUGAGAAGAUCGGGAACUUCAAGAACUACCCGUACGAGCACAUGCAGGGGCUACCCAAAGGCCCAAACAACUCCCACAUCUACCGAAUACGGUCAAACAACCCCUUCCUGCCGGCCGCCAUCAAGAUCGUCGUAGGCUGGAUGGAGCACGAAGUUCUGUGCCCGGGUCAGAAGUACUUCGGAGAGCGUAUAGAGCCCAACGAAGACGUCUCCCUAAGGCACUCGCUCAUCCACGCUUUGCGCGCUCUUGGUCUACUUUCUGAAGCGCAUCGUAUAGACUAUUGGUUCAAGUUCUACCUGAGGAGACCAAUGACACGGCUAGGGGCACGCGACGUACGCACAAUCUGGCACGCAGAGGGCAAGAGGACCAACAACGUGUAUGUCGAAGAACUCGCGAAACAUCUGGCGCGAACGUCGUAUCGGGAGGCACGCGGUGGUGCACGCGGUGGUGUCGACUUUCCCCUCGACUUUGGACGAAACGCACAUAUGGCAGACUUUCUGAACGAAGAGGGCAAUGAGCGGCUGAAGGCACAAGUUGUGCGGUGGGAUCCGACGCUUUCGGACCAAACAACGAGCGAUGUGAGGGGCGAGUGGCCGGAUGUGGUACUCGGCAUGCCGGAAGAACAGUCAGAUUUGGUGGAAGAAGCGGCCGAAGAGGGGGUAGAUGGACGGCGGGUGCGAGCGCUGCGUCCCGACAAACAGCAGGAGAUCUACCGAGAGCGUCUGGUUGCGCAGGGGCGGAGGUACUCGAUGCCUACCCAGAAUGGUACAGGAAAGAGACGAAGAGGAAGGAUAAUGUGCGAAAGACGCUCGGAAAGGUCCUGGUCAAGAAGGCGCCGCGUAAAGCUUUGGCGAGGCUGGGGGGCAAGGCGUGGUCGGAUGUGGAUAGGCGACCGCAGCUUUAGGGGGUUCUUCUGUUGCUAGUUUGGACGAAAGAGCGGACAUAGAGGGCAGUAAUGAGGUACAGAUAGGUGAAUACGUUCGACAAAGCGUGAGGUUAGAAAGUGCUGCUUUCGGGUCAAGAUGUGCCGAAAUGCUGGACGGUUAGUAGACUGUUGAAAUCAGAAUUCUCCUUCA